Messenger RNA from Diaporthe citri, 330 nucleotides. RefSeq lists its product as uncharacterized. NCBI's taxonomy places the organism in Eukaryota, Fungi, Ascomycota, Sordariomycetes, Diaporthales, Diaporthaceae. The coding region runs from base 1 to 330 and encodes 109 amino acids. The record is from RefSeq and is a predicted model, not a curated record. The transcript has 3 exons. Gene Ontology annotation, biological process: proteolysis. Gene Ontology annotation, molecular function: glutamic-type endopeptidase activity.
AUGCGGUUCCAACCAGGUGAUCUUGUUCAGCUGAGCUUGACGAUCAGUCUUGAUGGUACUGAGGGCACCAUGACCGCACGGAACUUGAACAACGGCCAAUCAAAGACCGCCACUCUGUCGAACAACAGCUUCACCUGUCGCUCAUUUGCCGCAUGGAUGUUUGACGCUUGGUCGCAGGCAGACCUCACUGGCCUGGAGAUGCAAUUUGACAGCUGCGUGUACUCGCGGAACGGAGGCGCACCGAUUGCAGGCAUCAGCAGCUCCACUUUGGUUAAUGAGAGCUGUACUGUUAAGAGAGAGGGAAAUGACGGUCUCUUUAUCAGCAAUUGA